Molecule: messenger RNA, 1623 nt
Organism: Lolium rigidum
Lineage: Eukaryota; Viridiplantae; Streptophyta; Magnoliopsida; Poales; Poaceae
Exons: 5
Coding region: 904-1623 (239 amino acids)
Biological process (GO): regulation of DNA-templated transcription
Molecular function (GO): transcription corepressor activity
Source: RefSeq, a predicted model, not a curated record
UUGUUAAUAGUUGUCUGUCAAAUAAGCGGUAACAAAACACCUUCUGAAAGCUACAGCACAACCUGGCAUCUAAUGUCACACACACUCCUUAAUGCAUGUACCAUGAAAAACUUAUGCUCAUGGAAACACAGCGGCCUUGGGUCUUGAUGUGCAUUGGACUCUUGUUGUAAGCUUAUUCUUUCUUCAUUGGUAAGGAGCAACUGGAAGAUGAACAGGCAAACACCUUGGCGGUAGCAGAGUUGAUGAGUCAUCAACAAGACUAAAAGAUCACGAUACUUCCCUAGCACUAUAUAAACUUAUUAUCAAAGUACUGAACCUCGUCGACAAGAAAGUAGCAGUACCCGAGGGAUGUUCUUAAUUUCUUCAUCACAAUCUGUACUGGUCUGAACUUCACAAGAUCAGAGGAAAAACAAUCCUUUGACCACAACCAGAAAGAUAUGUUUAUCAAAAACUUUUAGUGCAAGCCUAAGUGAAAAGUUCUAGUUCUCUCAGAAAUCACAGAGAAGGUAGAUAGAACACAUCAUAAUGAAUAAAUGUCCUACCAUUUGUGGCCGAAAGUAAUAAAGAAGUGUUCGUGAUGGAUCAUACCAGUAGAUAAUCGAAAUAUGUACCUAUCGCAGAGAGUAGGCAUGCAUCCAGUGGGUACACAACAAAAGAUUAGACUGCACUUUAGAGCAAUUGUUCAUUUUCCAAUUUUCUCGUGCAAGCUGAUAUACCCUUUUAUUCUCGUCAAUUUUGAUGAAUACAAGGUGUUGCCAGUAUGAAUUCGGUGUCCUCUUCUUAUUUAUGGUCUUCCCCUUUCGCCCCCCCUGGUUGUGAAGGGUGGCCAAGAGAAGGUCAUACGAGCCUCCUCCGAGUCCUCUAUGCCGCCAGAGGCUGGUGACUGCCCACGGCCGUCAUAGUAUGAUAUCUACUGGCAACUGGACACAAUACGUCAGUGACGUGAAGGACAGCUUGGCGGACCAACCUCACAAGCUCAAGGACUUCGACCAGUUCCUGAGGGAGCUGAAGCAAGGCUACGUAGUUAGUUAUCUGGCCAGAAGCAUGAAGGACGUGUUAUCUGGGCAACCUGAACUCAUGCGCCAGUUCAAUGUUUUCUUGCCCAUUCAUUGCCAAAUCGAACUUGAGAAGACGAUUGGAGGUGAUGAAGAUGAUGGUGAGCAGAGUGGAAGUGAUGAGGAUGGUGAUGAGCAUAGUGGAAGUGGCGAGGGUGAUGAUGAUAAUGAGAAACGGAGUGGAAGUGACAACGUAACAACACAUAAUGAACGCAAGGGAGACGACAAGGCAUGGCAGCAGUACUUGUGUUGGAAGGCUCCAGCACCGCUUCGCCAAAGGAAGAUGAAGAUCUGCAGGGGCCAGCGUUAUUUUGCCAUUACUGGCCAUUGGGGACAGUACAUCAAGGCUGUGAAUGACAGCUUGGUAGACCAACCUGACAAGCACAAGAAGUUUGUGUGGUUCAUGCGCAAUUUUCGAAGCUGGAGAGUUCGUUACGUGGCCAGAAUCAUGGAGGUCAUAUUAGAAGGACAACCCAAUCUCAUCCGUCAGUUUAACUGUUUUUUGCCUAACAAUUGUCAGAUCAAGGUUGAUGAUGAUGAUGCAGAGGAGAAACAGCAGCCGGUCUGA